Messenger RNA from Cylicocyclus nassatus, 1812 nucleotides. NCBI's taxonomy places the organism in Eukaryota, Metazoa, Nematoda, Chromadorea, Rhabditida, Strongylidae. The record is from the annotation of a GenBank genome assembly.
AUGGCCCAACAGGCCCAAGACGAAGAAAGACCUCGCAGGCUGAUCAGUCGUCUUAUAGAGAGGAUAUCUAAACACGAGAAAUCGACGCAACAUAGCCAAUGCUUGGAAGAGUUCAAAAAAGAAGCCGAUGAUAUUUCUGGAAGAAUAACUCUAGAUGACAUCUCAGCUACAGUAACUUCCACAUUCGCUGCAUAUGUGAUAGCAAAAGAGGGCCUUCCCUUUUCGAAACAGUUCCCACUUUUAAUCAUGUCUGAUGAGAUCUGGAUCUGUAGGCGUCACUGUUCAUCACGAUUCUACUACUGCAGAAUGAUAUCUGCAUUCGCUGUACACAUGAAGUACGAUCUUGUAAAAUACGUCAUCAAGAACAACCUACCCUUUUCUUUCCUUCUAGACGGUUCUUCGUCAAGCAGAGGAGUGAAGUGGAUAGUGUUUCUUCUGAGAACACUUUCAACAGACUACCAUCUAAUGACCUUACAUUUCUCUCUUACUGAAGUGGAAAGUGAGUCUGCAACUCACAUUGUGGAAGCACUACUACAAGUUUUUGCGAGUAUGGAAGGCUGGGUCAAUGAGCCAGGUCUCAGCAAGUCCUUCAAACAGCAUGCUAUGCAAAAAAUGUUAGCACUAUCUUCCGACGGUGCAGCUGUCAUGAGCGGUCAUGUUCAGGGAGUGUUUGCCAAACUAAAAGACAUAAUUGCUGAGGAGACCAAAGAUGAUCUUUAUCCUAGAAACAAUCUCAUAAUCUCAGUUUGUAUGGCCCACAAAUUGAAUCUGGUUGUGAAAGCCCAGAAAGGUCCACUAUUCAAACUUGCACAAGCCAUUGUCAUGGACUUGUACCAUCUCUUUGGAUCUACUGUGAGAACAACCGGCAGGAGCGUGUACAAGAAAGCUGCGCAAAAAAUGUGCUUCCCAGAUUUGCAGAUGAGCGCUCUUUUCACAGUGAGAUGGUCAGCUAGUUUUGCCAAUUCACUCUCCAAUAUACUUCGCGUUUACCCUGUGAUCCUACAGGCACUGGCGGAUAUACGAGAUAACAGACGUUUUAGCAGCAGCCUCAUAAAAAGAGCUACUUCGACAUUUCAUGUGCUUUCGGAUGCGAGGACGUACAUAGCUCUACAUCACGCCAACACUACCAUGCAUGAGCUUUCUGUAUUGUCGCAGUAUAUGCAGAGCGAGGAAGGGCUACUUGUUGACAACCUACAAAAAUUUUUCGCUCGACCGCUGCUCAGAAGGGAUGAUGAAGAGCGGCAACAACUUCUGGACUGGCAUUUAUUCAGAGACUUGGCUCGCCCCACAUUCUACGAAGAAAGCCCUCCGGACCUAGACAAUCCCGAACUCACCUUUAGCCUUGAAGAUGCUCCAGAAAGUAGUGAAGGUGACUUAAGGCACUAUAGUUUAGCAAAACGAUAUGAAGAUUUCGACUGGAACAAUGCUGUAUAUUCUUCCAUUGAACGUUUCUACGACGAAAUGAAGCAAGCGUUAGAUGCCCAGCUCGUGAAUAAGCCUCAUGAAUUCAAUAGUAUUGAUCUACUAGCAUUCGAUAAGCACAUUAUACUGGAUGUGAUUGAAUUCAACGGAGUUUUCGAAAACGGAUUUGUUGACUAUGUACCGACAAAUGCAAACUUCUUCAAUAGAGGAUGCCCCAGCUAUUUCAUUAUGGAAGGCGACAUACUUGAUCCAAAUCUUCGUCAACAGCAAAUUUUGGAUUCCACUGAAGUACUUAGUCAGUUCUGUAACAUCCCUGACCUCAAGGAUAGCAUGAUUGCUUCUAUAAUACUAUACCUGGCUGGAUCCGGGUAUGCCAUCGAAUCUAGCUAG